CUCGCUUACGCCUUCCCUCUUCCGCCACGCACUGCAAAUACUGUACUCGACCACUUGCAUACCACCCAAUAACUCACUAUGGAGGCUCUCAUGCGCGUCACCGACACUAUCAAGUCCAUUAGGGAAACUCGCUUCAGCGCACUCCGUGCACCGACAGAGUUCUUUGACGUCAACCGCAUCUCAAGACCUGCCGACCUGAACCAGGCAACACAUCGGAUAUCCUACAACACUCGCUACUUCUCAGGAAACUACGGCCUAAUUGUGGCGCUCUUGGCCGUCUACGCUCUUCUCACCAACUUCCUCCUCAUCUUUGCUGUCCUCUUCCUUGUCGGCGGGUUCGCCGCGAUCAACCGCUUCGCGCCCGACCCGAUACAAGUCGGCGAGCACGUCGUCACUCAGAAGUCGCUCUACACCGGUCUCUUCGUGAUCGGCAUCCCCCUCCUCUAUAUCUCGUCCCCGUUCAGCACCUUCUUCUGGCUCGUCGGCGCCUCCGCCGUCCUCAUCCUCGGUCACGCAACGAUCAUGGAGCCCGGCAUCGAGAGCGAGUACGCCCAGGUCCAGGAGUCCGUCUAAACCCACUCCCCUCAUCCCCGUCAUCCCUCUUGCUCGUGAGACGGCAGCAGAGGCGGCCAGUGCGGACGUGCGGGUCCAGGUUUCUCAGUCCUCAUCACCGUAUCCGUAUAGCGGAGGGGCGAGUGAGAGCGGGAGCGGCGGGCAAGAUAGACAUGUUCCGGAUGGUCUGGCUCGUUUGGUGCUCGACGUGGUCCGGCGGCGGCGGGGUGUCGCUGGUAGCUGUUUGAUUGGGUAGAAUAUCCUUGGACACGCAAUCGUCUUACUUAUCCCUUCGUCUUCAUCCUCCCGGGA
This is a messenger RNA of Dichomitus squalens LYAD-421 SS1, 864 nucleotides long. RefSeq names its product prenylated rab acceptor PRA1. The record is from RefSeq and is a predicted model, not a curated record. The transcript has 6 exons. NCBI's taxonomy places the organism in Eukaryota, Fungi, Basidiomycota, Agaricomycetes, Polyporales, Polyporaceae. The coding region runs from base 79 to 573 and encodes 164 amino acids. Gene Ontology annotation, cellular component: Golgi apparatus.